Chara braunii is the source of this 2918-nucleotide messenger RNA. The record is from the annotation of a GenBank genome assembly. Lineage: Eukaryota; Viridiplantae; Streptophyta; Charophyceae; Charales; Characeae.
CUGUUGAUGCAAUGUCCCAUCUUGUGCUCCAGGAGAUAGAGAUAGAGAUAGGUGACAUUAAUGCAUCCCUCGUCAUUUUUCUUAUGGAUAUCUCAUCCAGGGGGAGGUCGUAAGGGUCCGAAUGAUGCGGAUAAGAGGUACAACAACAGGUCGAAACUGUAUCGCGACAAGGCGUGGGCUCUCGACUGGGUCGGAGUGGCCGGCGAGUCCGGGUGCGGUGCUGCUGUGUUUUUUACGGAGGACGAAGGGGCGACCUGGUACUGUUGUGGUGGCAUCAUCAGGUCUGAAAUUGACAAGGCAACGGCGGAGAAGGGCAAGGUCGACGAGCGAGAAUUGAGGAAGUUCUUCCUCACUUCGGUGUACGAUCAGCAGGGUACUGACUGGGUCAAGACAAACCACAAGGUCAUCCUCGACCUCGCUCUGUUCAAGGGGUAUGGUCAGAAGGCAUUCGCUAUGAAAGCCUUCGGCGGCAAUCGAGAUGAGAAUGCCUUGAAGAUGCUCUUACCCAUUGAAUUCCUCAGCAAGACCAACGGGUCUAGGAAAAGUGGUCAAUUCCCGACGGUCGCCGCUGGUCACCAGCUCUCGUUACCUCUUGUCCCGUUCGAUGCUCCUGUCGAGAGUCUCGCAGGCUUAUCAACGUGCUCUAGCGAUCAGCGGCAGGUCUUGUCGACACCGCAACAACAUGCCGGCGGGAAGCAGAAAGUCAUUACUUACCAGAGGCGUUCGGGGAGUGGUCCAUCGGGAAACCUUCCGAAGAAGAAGGGGCUCGCCAGGCCUCCUUCGGAUCUUCCUGGAAGCUCGCGUUCUGGUGCCAUCUCGCGCUGGCGGGACACCGCUCAACUUGGAACGGACGAGGAGUCGGACGAAGAAACGGAAGAAGACGAACGGGGCGAAGGCUCUUGCGAUGUGAAUGUGGGGUGGGAAGCUGGUGGAGGUGCCGAAGCCCAGGUGAGGGACGAUGGGGAAUACGACGAGGAUGAAGGGGAGUGUGGUACUGGAGAGCGUCGAGAACAUGUCGGAGGAGGGGCAGACCAUAUGGAGUGGGAAAAGGUUGCGGUGGGCGGUGGCGUGGGCGGUGGUGCUGUGCGUGGUUCGGAAAUGGGAGACGACGAAUUGGAAGACGAAGUAGAAGACGAGGAUGCUUCCGCAAAGCUUGCUUCCAAGGGGAGGGGAAAACACACUGCACAAUCGUCACCGAAGCCUGCUGCGCCUAAGAAACAGGCUCGAAGAAAAGUUGUGGACGAAGCUCGGGUUGCCUUGGAUGCAUCUCAAGGGACGCUUGGUGGCGUCGAUCCGAAAUGCAAAUCAAGUGUUCGGAUUCACAAAACGUCACAACCCAAGAAACCCGUGCGGCCAUCAAGGCGUCAGAAAUCGGACGACUCCAGCGACGAUGCUGAAGGCGUGGCCCCUCGCUUGCUCUCCCUCCCUAACGACGAUGAGCAGGAGACGAAGAAAACCAGUGCAGUCAACAUGACGCAGUGCUUCUUCCUCGAGUACGACGACGACAACAAAAAGAGAAGAGACCCGCCUAGGGUGGUGAUUGACGUCGUGCAGAUUCUCCCAAUUCCGGCGGGAGAUAUAGCCUUCAACCAGCAAUCGUUGAACUUGGCCAUCGAUGCGGUAAUCGAGGCAUCAACUCAAGAUCGUCAUGCGGCAACUGUACAACUGGACGACGUAGAGGUGAUACCCGGGACUUGGAAACGUUAUCUCGUUGGGACGACUGUCAGCAAGUACGAAAACUUGCAAGCCGACUACAAAGACACGAUGAUGGUCGUCCUGCAUGCCGAGGGCGGCGACCUCAGGAAGGUCACGAGGAUCCCUAAGUCGGAGGCGGAGCUAGUGGAGCUUCACGUUGAGGAGGAGAAGUUCAAGAGGUGCACAACAAAGCACGGCAACGAUGAAGGAAACGAACGAGAGGAAUAUGGGCGGUGGGAACGACAUCCGACACGGAUGCAGAAGCUAUGUAGUUCAUUUCUGCACGAGGAUCAGGGGGGGAGGCAUCGCACUCUUCGAGGAAACACGAAACACAACAUGAUGGCAGACGACGAUGAGGAUGACUUGGCGGUUCCAGAUGCCCUUCCAAGGCUGAUGCCUGGUGAUGAUGAUCCCGAUCGCAUUGUGCAGUUCAGUGAACAGCCAUACUUCAUUGAAGACAAGGUGCCAGAAACGACGUCUGAGAAGUGGAGAUACCACAUUUUAUGGCACACAGACGUAUUCGAGCCAUGCAUUUUCAAAGGGGAGUGGAUGAUGUCAGUGCAUCUAACAUCAAGAUGGAAAGUCAAAGCCAGACUGGCAGAAGUACCGUGGCUGAAAGUGACGAAGAGCAAAAUCGUAUUCCGUCUCAAGUGUGAAAACGAUGGAGCGGACGAGGCAGCUAUUCAGGAGAAGGCUCAAUUGCUAUUCGAUUCUCUGCACGCCAGCAAUCAGCUGGAAUACAAACACAAGUUCUAUGAUUUGUCGUCAAGCAGGUCAUACAAGACCAUCGAUUGGAAGAUCAAACUUCCUGCAUGUCAAGGCAUCGAGACAAUCCAGUUGGGAUGCUCACAGCUUGGGGGCCAGUCGACGACACACUUUGCUGCCAGUGUCGGGGAAGCGAUGAGUCAAACUAAUGUCAAGAUAAUGAGGGUGGACAAGGGAACACGGAAUAUCGGUAAGAUCCUUCGAACGUUGCAUCGUACGGGCCUCCUCUAUUAACUCUGGCGGAAAACUAGAGUGCAUCGCAGAUGGAGAGCCCACUCCUUCCACAAACGUGGCAGUUUCAUAUUGAAUGCAACAAGGUGGGUAUGCAAAACAUGCGAGUGAGGUGCAAAAAGAUUUCGAUGAGAUGAUGAAACUAUUGAAUAAGGCGGAGAAGGAUGGGAAGAGGAAGCUUGAGGGAUCAACCACGUCCCAGACGGUGAUAAAUUGUAUAUCGUUAA